UGGCGGCUGCCCAGUGAGGCGCAGCGGAGGUUUUCCUGGUUUCGGACUCCAGCGGCCGGAUGGUGAAAUCCUCCCUGCAGCGGAUCCUCAACAGCCACUGCUUCGCCAGAGAGAAGGAGGGAAAUAAACCUAGUGCCACCAUCCACGCUACACGCACCAUGCUGCUCCUCAGCCUGCACAGCCACGGUGGACGCAGCAGUGAGAGUUCCAGGGUCUCUCUCAACUGCUGUAGUAACCUGGGUCCAGGGCCUCAGUGGUGCUCCGAUGUCCCUCACCCACCCCUGAAGAUCCCAGGUGGGCGAGGGAAUAGUCAGAGGGAUCACAAUCUUUCAGCUAAUUUAUUUUACUCUGAUAAUAGGCUGAAUGUAACAGAGGAACUAACGUCUAAUAACAAGACGAAAAUUCUCAACGUCCAGACCAGGCUCACAGAUGCCAAACACAUUAAUUGGAGAGCAGUGUUGAGCAGCAGCUGCCUCUACAUUGAGAUCCCAGGCGGUGCUCUGCCAGAGGGGAGCAAAAACAGCUUUGCAGUUGUUCUUGAGUUUGCUGAGGAGCAGCUGCAUGUUGACCAUGUCUUCAUUUGCUUCCACAAGAACCGUGAUGACAGAGCCGCUCUGCUCUGAACCUUCAGCUUUAUGGGCUUUGAGAUUGUGAGACCGGGGCAUCCCCUUGUCCCCAAGAGACCCGACACUUGCUUCAUGGCAUAUACGUUUGAGAGAGAGUCUUCUGAUGAGGAUGAGUAGCAGCUGUGCCGCCUGUACCCUUCACCACCACUGACAUCAUCACAGACCAUGGCCCCCUUUUUGUGUCUCGCUUUGUGCGAGUGGUGUGACCAACUGCUGUGCCUGGUGCAAAUGCCAGGCUUAUUCCUUCCUCUGGGUUUGUCCGCAUGUUGUAAUUGUGCAAAUAAACGCUCACUCUAAAUUU
This is a messenger RNA of Artibeus jamaicensis (Jamaican fruit-eating bat), 927 nucleotides long. Its product is annotated as ornithine decarboxylase antizyme 1-like. Gene Ontology annotation, molecular function: ornithine decarboxylase inhibitor activity. Lineage: Eukaryota; Metazoa; Chordata; Mammalia; Chiroptera; Phyllostomidae. The record is from RefSeq and is a predicted model, not a curated record. Gene Ontology annotation, cellular component: cytoplasm; nucleus. Gene Ontology annotation, biological process: positive regulation of protein catabolic process.